CGGCGCGCCGCCGCCGCGUGACGCACUUCCUGUUUGUUGUGGAGAAAGGAGAGAAAGGAAAGCGCGAGAGGCCGCCGGGACCGCCGCGACCGCCGAGACCGCCGGGACCGCCGCGCCGGGACUCCGAGGACCUGUUCAAACAUGGUGGAUUACUAUGAAGUUCUAGGCGUGCAGAGACAUGCCUCAGCCGAGGACAUUAAAAAGGCGUACCGGAAACUGGCACUGAAGUGGCAUCCAGAUAAGAACCCUGAGAAUAAAGAAGAGGCAGAGAGAAAGUUCAAACAAGUGGCCGAGGCCUAUGAGGUGCUCUCAGAUGCAAAGAAACGGGACAUCUACGACAAAUACGGCAAAGAAGGGUUGAAUGGCGGAGGCGGAGGUGGGAGCCAUUUUGAGGGGCCUUUUGACUACGGCUUCACAUUCCGAAACCCGGAGGACGUCUUCAGGGAAUUCUUCGGUGGCCGGGACCCGUUUUCCUUCGACUUCUUUGAAGACCCGUUCGAGGACUUUUUCGGGAGUCGCAGAGGCCCUCGUGGGAGCCGGAGCCGAGGCACAGGAUCGUUCUUCUCUGCGUUUGGUGGAUUUCCGUCUUUCGGAGGUGGAUUCUCUUCUUUUGACACAGGGUUCACUUCCUUCGGGUCCCUCGGCCACGGGGGCCUCACGUCCUUCUCCUCCUCGGCCUUCGGAGGGAGUGGGACGGGCUCCUUCAAGUCCAUAUCGACCUCCACCAAAAUAGUCAACGGCAGAAAAGUCACCACCAAGAGGAUCGUGGAGAACGGUCAGGAGAGAGUCGAGGUGGAGGAGGACGGGCAGCUCAAGUCCUUGACGAUCAACGGUGUGGUGGACCAGGAGGCCCUGGCUGAGGAGUGCCGGCGACGAGGCCAGAACAUGCUUCCCGGCCCCGCUCGGACGCAGAAGCCCAGGGCCGGGCAGCUGCCCGCCUGGGAGGACCACGAGGAGCCAGGCCGACCCCGUGCACCCGGUGCCUGGGACCCCUUGGUGCUCCCAGCAGGGUUCAAAGAAGGCAGCAAGAGGAAGAAGCCGAAGCUGAAGGAUGAGUCCAAGAAGAAGAAGCCGACCAAGGGGGCUCACUAGCCCGGCACGCCCGCGCCCUGCGCCCGGCCCCGGCCCUGCAGGCGUGUGGUCGCCGGGCGCCUGGGCAGGGCCACCCCAACUGCCGUCCCUCCCGCACUAAACCCCGUGGCCUCCUCUCCAGCCUCCGGCCUUCUGUCCCGGGCGUGGGGCCGCGAGAGGGGCGGGCGGGUGACGGGGUCGCUCCUCGGGUCUGUGCCCGCCCGGUGCAGUCGGGGCCGCCCGUGCCGUGGGGUGGGGCCCGGCACCGCCCUUGGACUCGGCUGCCCUGGGCCGGCCCCCAGCUUCCUGGGAUCCCUUGCAUGAUGUCUUGCUUUGUCCCCCUGCAGGAGCCCUGCCCACGCCCGCUGCCCCUGCGGGGACCCCUCCCGCUGUCCGGAGGGGGCGGGGUCCGAGUGCCGGGGCCCCACGUGCCUCAGUGGAGCCCUGCGAAUAAAAGCGGCUUCACCAGUG
Sorex araneus (European shrew) is the source of this 1542-nucleotide messenger RNA. RefSeq names its product DnaJ heat shock protein family (Hsp40) member B6 (gene DNAJB6). NCBI's taxonomy places the organism in Eukaryota, Metazoa, Chordata, Mammalia, Eulipotyphla, Soricidae. The transcript is spliced from 10 exons. Gene Ontology annotation, cellular component: cytosol; endoplasmic reticulum membrane. Gene Ontology annotation, molecular function: ATPase activator activity; Hsp70 protein binding. Gene Ontology annotation, biological process: protein refolding; positive regulation of proteasomal ubiquitin-dependent protein catabolic process. The record is from RefSeq and is a predicted model, not a curated record. The coding region runs from base 142 to 1092 and encodes 316 amino acids.